Molecule: messenger RNA, 1957 nt
Organism: Ipomoea nil (Japanese morning glory)
Lineage: Eukaryota; Viridiplantae; Streptophyta; Magnoliopsida; Solanales; Convolvulaceae
Product: vacuolar amino acid transporter 1-like
Exons: 12
Coding region: 164-1756 (530 amino acids)
Cellular component (GO): plasma membrane
Source: RefSeq, a predicted model, not a curated record
CUUCUGCCUUGUACGUAUUUAAACCCCUCCAAAUCUUCCCACUACAGACACAAACAAACCCAAAUUUCAUCACUUUACGCACCCAAAACACAUCACACACACCCCCUUUUCUUCUUUUCAUCCUUCUAUCUUUCACGUACCGGAAUUACAGAAUAAACGUUUCAUGGCGGAUAGGAAAGAUAAUAUAUCGGAUUGCGGUGACGAAUCCGAAUCAGAGUAUGAAGUGGCAGAGAGUAUGUAUGAAGAAGAGGGUGCUGGUGCCGGCGGCGAUGAACCCGAAGGAAGAACUUACCAACAAUGGCCGCAAAGUUUCAGGGAAGCAACUGAUAUGUUUUCAAUUGCUGCAACUCCUCAAAUGACAUCUGUAAUACGCCGAGCUAGUAGUAUUUUUUCAAGUUUUGACUUCCAAAGUUCUGGUAACUUGGAUGCUACUGGGAAGGUUCCAUUGUUGCCUGACCUUGAAAAAGUAUUUCAAAGACGAGACUCUGCAAGGCCGUCGAGAGUACCCUCGAGAGUACAACCUUCGUUCUCACAGAGGUCAACAUAUCAUAAGCAACCAACUGGGGAACUUCCUAUUAGCUAUGGAUGUACACUAGUUCAAACUAUUUUCAAUGGCUUAAAUGUAUUGGCUGGGAUUGGACUUCUUUCAACAGCAUUUACAGUGAGAGAAGCUGGUUGGGCAAGUUUAGCAGUGCUUGUUCUUUUUGCUGUUGUAUGUUGUUACACAGCCACUCUAAUGCGGAGGUGUUUCGAAACCAAAUUUGGUAUCUGGACCUUUGCUGAUAUGGGAGAAGCUGCAUUUGGCAAAUUUGGGCGUAUAUUUGUUUCUAUCCUUUUGUACUUGGAGCUAUAUUCAUCUUGCGUGGAAUAUGUUAUUUUGGAGGGUGAUAACCUUACCAGGUUAUUCCCUGGAGUGAAGAUUGAUUUGCCGAGUUUCAAAUUAAGUUCUGAGAAAAUAUUUGCAACCCUAGGUGUACUUGUCAUUCUCCCAACAUUAUGGUUGAAGGAUUUACGACUGAUCUCUUAUCUUUCAGCUGGAGGGGUGCUUUCAGCCGCUACAUUAGUUCUUUCUCUACUACUUCUUGGUACAGCAGAUAAUGUGGGAUUUCACCAUACAGGUCAAGUGGUAAACUGGAAAGGUGUUCCAUUUGCAGUUGGUGUCCAUGGUUUCUGCUAUUCAGGGCACUCCGUUUUUCCAAAUAUCUACCAUUCUAUGGCUGACAAAACCCAAUUUACAAAGGCUUUAAUUAUAUGUUUUAGUUUGUGUGUUCUCAUGUAUGGUGGCGCUGCAGUCAUGGGAUUUAUGAUGUUUGGUCCAGACACACUGUCACAGAUUACUUUGAAUAUGCCAAAAGAUUUCGUUGUUUCUAAAGUUGCAGUAUGGACAACAGUUUUAAUCCCAAUCGCCAAAUAUGCCUUGCUAAUGAAUCCAUGUGCUAGGAGUAUAGAAGAACUUCUGCCUCAUAGUUUGUCUACCAACUUUUGGUGUUUCGUUCUGCUAAGGACUGCCCUCGCCAUAUCUACUCUUUUUGUUGCUUUUACGGUUCCCUUUUUCAGUACUAUGAUGGCACUUGUUGGUUCUCUCUGUAGUGUACUUAUGGCAUUGAUAAUGCCAUCUCUGUGCUUUCUGAAAAUUGUGGGUGAUGAGGCAACAAGUAAACAGGUCACGUUGAGUAUUGCAAUCGUUUGUUUGGGCAUAAUCUGUGGCAGCGUUGGGACUUACAGUUCAAUAUCGCGGCUUCUGGGGCAAUUAUGACGCACCAACAGCUCUCUUUCUUGUGUUUGAGGUUCUUAUGUAAACACUUCACAAUCCCAGCUAGAUUGUACCUUUAACAUAUAUGGCCAUGGUUUUUUUUUUUUUUUUUUUGGAAUACUACACUCUGUAACAACUUACAAUGUAGUAUAGCAAUGGGUUAGUGUACACCUUAUAUAAGUGUAGUAUUAUUGUCUUUACCUC